Messenger RNA from Symbiodinium pilosum, 414 nucleotides. The record is from the annotation of a GenBank genome assembly. NCBI's taxonomy places the organism in Eukaryota, Dinophyceae, Suessiales, Symbiodiniaceae.
AUGCCAAACUAUUCCAAGCUGCUGGGGAAGGAUCUUCUCGUUGGUCAGCAUCACGUCCAAAACCAUGGAGGUGCCGCACACUGUAGCCGUGACUUCCACGAAUUCUGCAAGGAAGGCUAUGAUUAUGUUUGUGACACGACGGAGCCCACCCUGCACUGGAGCAAGGAUUGCGGCGUGAUGUACUACCUUUCGCCAGCUGCUGGCACUGGCUGGCACGUCUAUAAGUACAUGCUUGGGCAGCCGCCAGGUGACUGCAAGGUGGGGGAACACUGCCACGCUUGCGCCGAUCCCCCUGGCAAGGUGUCUUGCACUGUCAAGCUCCAUGGUGGCGAUUGCAAGGAGAUGGCUGCCACACCUGCAGAGUUUGGCACCAAUGUCUCAGCGCCAGGGAUGACCAAGGUCUCCUUCAUCUGA